AUGAACCCAUAUCACCAUUAUAUUCUAACAGGUAUCAUUGAAGACUAAGAUGACUUACCUUCUGUUAAAUAGGAAGAAUGCUCACAAUUCUAAUAUUAUGAAGAACAACCUCAAUUUAUUACAUAUGAGAAUUCUAAUCUUUGUUAAAUUGUUGCUUCAAUACUCAACUUAAAUGAAGAGUAUGUUGAUUGGUUUGCUCGCAAUAAACCUAUCGAAUUUGAAUCAAUGAUGCUCAAAGCAAAACGCAAAUUUUAUAGAGACAAAGCUAAAUUCCGCAUGCAAAUCUUACAACCUCAUCUCUAUUCUGCUCAACAACCUCAAGAGCCUAAGAAAGCCAAAAGGGGUAGAAAACCUAUCAAAUGUGCUGAAAAGCAAUUUGUUGAAGAUAAUAGCGAUCAUGAUAAAAAAACGAUACAAAUGAUAAGAAAUAGGAUUUCUGCUUAGAAUUCUAGAGAUAGAAAAAAAGCUUAUCUCAAAGAACUGGAAUAGAGCAGUGCUUUAACUAGCAGAGAAAAUGAUUUAAUUCGCAAGCAAAUAGAAGAACUCUUUGCUGCUAAUGAAGAAAUUGAAAAAUAAAAUAACAACAUUCUCAAGUGUAUCAAAGUUUUUAAAUAAUAAUGUGUGGAAUCUGAUGAAUAAUUUGCUUAAGAGAUACUAAAGUAAUUGGAAUAAUUCCAAAGUGACACUGAAUCAACUGCAUCUAAAAAGGUUAAAUUUAAUUGACAGUAAUUAAUUUUUUAUUAUUAUUAUAUAAUCUAUAAGUACAUCAUCUUCAUCUAUAAAAUGGAAAUAACAGAUACAUAAAUUAAGAUAAAUUAGUAAACUAAAAAUUUACAAUAUUAAAACUAACAUUUAAAGUAGAAUUAGAUUUAAACUGAAAUAUAAACUGAGUUUAUUUAAUUAUUUAUUAUCUUAAUACAAUAAUCAAUAAACU
Paramecium tetraurelia is the source of this 934-nucleotide messenger RNA. RefSeq lists its product as uncharacterized. The transcript has 3 exons. The record is from RefSeq and is a predicted model, not a curated record. Gene Ontology annotation, biological process: positive regulation of transcription by RNA polymerase II. Gene Ontology annotation, molecular function: DNA-binding transcription factor activity, RNA polymerase II-specific. Lineage: Eukaryota; Ciliophora; Oligohymenophorea; Peniculida; Parameciidae.